UGUCAUUGUCUGGUGAGCACAAAAGUAGCUGCAGGCUGUGCAGGAGGCACAGGUGUGUGCAGGGUGAUGGGCUCGCUAGUAGUCAUGUUACCAUUGUACACAGCACACCCAGCAACACACCGACACUGCUCUGGCUGCUCUGGCCCGCAUGCCAGGGGCUCAGCCUAUGCGGUAAACCCAUCGCAUCCAAAAACAUGCCCUUUUCUGAACCUUUUCUCCACCCACUGCACCAGCCCAUGCCCGGGGCUGUGGGGAUGCCUGGGGCAUCCCCAGGAUUCACCAUCCCAGUGGACAUCCCCCCCUUCUACUUCCAGCCCCGCCGGGUCGGUGUGGACUGGCGUCGCUUCAGCGCCAUUGAUGUGGAGCGGGUGGCCCGGGAGGUGGACGUGGCUGCUCUCCAGGAGCACAUUGCCUGCGUGACCUUCUGCAACCUGGAUGCAGAACGGUGCCCCCACUGCGGGCAGCCGGCAGACCCCAUCCUGCUGAAGGUGCUCAGGAUGGCCCAGCUGAGCAUCGAGUACCUGCUGCACUGCCAGGAGCACCUGGGGACCAGCCUGGCCAUGCACGCACAGCACCUGCAAGCUGCCCACACCGAGCUGGCUUGCACACAGCAGCAGGCAGCAGAGCAGGUGGCACAGCUCCGGGGAGCAAAGGAGGAGAGCAGGAGGUGGAAGAAGAUGAUUGCCAUGCAGCAGCUUCUCCUGCAAGCUGGCCCCAUUGCCUACUGCAAGUGCCACCUCUGCGAUAAAGCCUUCAUGAAUGACUCCCUCCUGCAAGCCCAUGUGCAGUGCCAGCACACAGAAGCCACCAAGGCGGAGAGGCAGAAGAUGAAGCAGGUGGAGAAAAUGGAGGAUGAGGUGGAGGAGCUGAAGGCAAAACUGCGGGAGAUGCAGCAGCGGCUGGAAGCAGAGAGAGAAGCGGAGAAGCUGCGCAGGGAGCAGGAAACAGAGAGAGCUCGCCAGAAAGAAGACGGCAGGAGAGAUUUGGAAAGGUGGAAAGAGGAGGAGAGGGCAAAGUUGCAUAAAGAGUUAGAUGGCCUGAGGCAGCUCUUCCUCACAGCAUUCAAGGACAUGGCCAGCAGGAGCAGUGCCAUGGAGAGGAAACUGCAGGAGCUUCAGGCCAGAGAGGCAGCAGUGUCCAACCUGGGGACUCUGCAGAAUGAUGAUACUGAGGAGGCAUGGGGCCAGACACCAAGCCAAGCAGACCUGCAGGGCAAGUGGGAGAGGAUGGCAGUGCAGUUGAAGAAAGAGAAGAAGACACUCCGUGCUGUCCCAUCGCAGGACCAGCGGGCGGUUAUGGACUGCAUCCAUCAGCAGAUGGAUGCCCUCAGCACCCAUCUCAAAGAGCAGCCCCAAGUGUCAAAGUCCCAGGAGAAGGUGAUCAAGCUGCUCUCUGCAAGCAAACCUGAAGUGACCCGGGAGGUGACCAAAGUGGUGGCUGAUGAAGAGUCAGCAGACAGGGAAGAGGCUGCCCUGGGUGGGAAGCAGAGGCUGCUGGAAGCCCUGUGGAGAAACCCAAACCUCCUGAAGCAGUUCCGCAUCAUCCUGGAGGAAGUGCUGGAGGAAAAGCUGGAGAGCAUGGGGGUCAAGAGGGUUGCGAAGGGGAUCUCCACUUGGACGUACAGAAGCCUCCAGGCUCUGGUCAGGCUUCAGCAGCAACAGAAGGCUGAGAAAUUUCCCUGCCUCCUCCACCUGAGGGAUGAGUUGGUCCAAGCGGUCAUGGAGAAAGUCAGGCGAUGCAAGAAGCCCAGCACUAAUUUGCCUCGACAGGUCUCCAUCAUCCCAGCUCAAAGCCCAAAGAGCCCCAGGUCCCUUUGUGGGUCACAGCCCAUGACAACACCAGCUGUAGUACAGCCUGAAGCCUCAGCAAUCCCCCAGCCUGCUCCUUGGAGAAAAGCCUGUUCCACCCGCAGCUCCCCAAGGACUCCCUGGGGCAUCCUGCAGACCUCCAAAGCCAGCAGAACCCACCGAGGGCUUGUCCCACAGCGGAGUUCAGAAGCAAAGUUGGGAGGGAAGAAGCCUGCCCCAUCCCCUUUGAGGCUCAGCUCUCAGCAAGAGCCAGCGCUCUCUGCAGUGGUGCCAGGGAAUGAGACUGACCCAGAUGGUUGGGACCUGGACUCGCUGGAGGAAACAACUGGUUCAGGGACAGCCCCAUCCAUGAUGGUGAGGAUUUCGGAGAGAUGCCUGGAUGCAGUAGCACGAAGACUGGCUGAUGGGGUGAAACCCUUCCCAGCCCUGAGCUCAGCAUUGCCCAAAACCAGCCAGCCUACCAAGAAACUCCAGUUUGCAGGUGACAGCAGUGAGCUGGAGACCUCUUCCCUGGAGGACCCGGCCGAGCUGCCGGCAUCGGUCACUGCUGAUGCUCAGGGGCCACCUCAAUGCCCAGGGUCCUGGGGAGCCAGGCUGCAAGGGGGCAUGUGGUGGUGACAGGGAAGUGGGAGUCCUCUGCCAGCAACCACUGGAUGGUGCCACAAGACCAGAAACGGGCAGCAGUUCUUCUUCAGCCUCCCUAGGGCUGCUCCUGGUCUCCUGCUGCCCCUCUUUUUGGAAAGACCCCAAUAUUAGGGCUUUCCCAGACAGCACAGUGAGGGUUAGGUCCUCCCUGGCCAGCCGCUGCGGAUCGCACCAAGGAGGAUAAAAGCUGCGUGGUCUGAAAAGGAGUGAUUUCUGCUCUCCCUUCAUCAUGCACAUGAGCAAUAACACAGUGUCCAGUGGUGCCAAGAGCUUUUGAAGCCCCAGAGCUCUCCCUGGACUUUGCGUCCCACAGGCUGGGGCUAACUGUCCAUGCUGGACACAACGCAGCACUUGUGUGUGGUUUUUUUAUUCUUUAAGCUGUUCAGAAAACAGAGUCAGGGAGGGGAGAAAGAAGCUUUUCUUGUUGUUGUGUCUCUCUCUGCUGGUGUUCCAAAGGGCGAUGGAAAAGGUCUCAUUUUCUGCACUAGGAUGAACCUGGCCUGAAUGCACUUGGACAGAGUAACAAGCCACAGCUGCUGUCCCCUCCCUCCUUUUCUUCUUGGAUCAAUGGAAACUCCAACCCAAAGGAUGACUUUUUGCACUGUAAACAUAACCACAUAAGCCUGACUCCACUGAUAAUGCUCACCUCUGUAAAUUAAGUUCAUUUUCCUAAUUCUCUCUGAAUUUUGUACAUUUGUAGCACUGCAUUUAUGAUCUUGAUCCUUAAAAGUACGAAAUUUUUGAAAAUGCAACAGGAAAAACUGGCACUUCUCAAUUUCUCUUCUCUUUUCCAUCCCACUCCACUGCUGGGUCAGACUUCUACCAUUCCCUAUUUCGAACAUUUGCAUGUGGGUUUUAAUGCUAAGGAGCAGCAAGCCUAACCAAGUACUGAGCAGAACAGGGUGAGUUAAUUUAAUUUCACUGAACAGCAGCAGUGCCUUCCAGAUAACUGUUCACAAACAUGCAGGAAGCUCCACAUAUUCGGUAAAUCCCCAUGUCCCCCAGCAUGUUCACAUUUACCAGUGCGCUUACACCCAUCCAUACACUGUGGCUCCGCAGCUGCAGACCUGAAAAGUAUUUUUUCCAUUUUAAUCGUUCGAGUUUAAGAACUGUACCUGCUUGUGUUAUUCAUUGCUUACAGUACUAUUGCCAGAUAUGUUACUACCUGCUUAAUAGCUGUUGUUCUUUUUGGUGAGCGUUGAUCAUAACACUGCUUUUAAUACAUUAAAGGAAGGGAUGUUUCCACCCCUUUCACAGUA
Molecule: messenger RNA, 3712 nt
Organism: Phalacrocorax carbo (great cormorant)
Lineage: Eukaryota; Metazoa; Chordata; Aves; Suliformes; Phalacrocoracidae
Source: RefSeq, a predicted model, not a curated record